AUGUCGUCGUCAGCACUUGUAGCGACGUCUUCGCUAGCUACGCCGCCCAUUGAAGAUGACGCCGAGCUACCUAUUGAUCUCUCACAGCUUCCUUCUAUUCCUGCACCCAAAUCGCUGCUUCUCAUCAACAAUUUUGUAGCCAAUACGACGCGAUUUCUUAAUCAUUUUGCGCACGAAUGUGAGGAGCGGAUCACCCGUGUGUCGAACAAUGUCACAAAAGUCGAGAUUUUGUUAGCAAUUUUGGAGGCCAAAUUGAACAGUAUUCCAGAUCUAAGCGUUUCCGAUGUCGUAAUCGAUAAUGAUACUGCACACACAAACUCAGAUGUGAAUCAAAUGGACCUCGGCAUUUCAGAUCAAGAUCUGCCGUCUAUGGAAAUGCAUGACAUGCCACUACCCCCUCCUCCUCCCUCAGCAAAUGACCAGGAAACCGCCAUUGAAUCGAUGCCGCUUCCACCUCCUCCGCCUAUAGAAUUGAUGCCACCUCCGCCUCCGUCGUCCAUGGGAGACUUUGAGAAUGAUGAAGAUCACUUUGAUGUGGAUCAUGAAUCUCCAUUGCUAAAAUUAAAAGAUGACCCAGUUUACGCAAAAUACUUUGCCAUGCGAAGACUCGGUAUUCCCGACCAAGUAAUUGAGCACAAACUCAUGAUGGAUGGAAUGGAUACUAAUAUUCUCAGCAUGGACCCUGAAGGGCCGUCACCUAGUGGAGGUUUGGCCCCAACGAUGACUUCACAGCCCACGGGACCAAUUUUGCCCAUCAUGGCGCCUCCUCCUCCAAAUUCAGUUGAGGAAAGUGAUUUUUCAGAUGAUGAUGACCAGGAGUUACCACCUCCUCCACCGUCAUUGUCGAUGCCAAGAAAUGCCGAUCAAGCGUCAUCUGGUAAUAUCGGAAUGCCGUUUCCACCGCCACCACCACCAAUUUCACCCACGUCAUCAAUUGGUGGAGCUUCGGUACUUUUCAGUGACCCACCUCCGCCUUCAAUGGCACCACCAAUAAGCGAGAUGGAAGGCUCAAGUGAUGACGACAUUGAAGAAUUUGAUGCUGAUGAACCACCAGUGACUGCUGGCGUGAUGAAAAUCAAAGAUGACCCUGCUUUUGAAAAAUACUUUAAAAUGCGUAAGUUGGGCAUGCCAGACAGCGUUAUUCAGCAUAAACUUACUAUGGAUGGCGUGACCCUCGACAUUUUAAAUAUGGACCCUGAAGCCCCCUCUCCAAAUGCGACCGGCGAAAUUUCAGAGACUUUAGCAAGUUCCAUUGAUCUACCUCCACUCCCACCUGGAUUGCCACCACCUGCACGGCAAGCUGGGGGACUACCUCCACCUCCUAUAAAACGAUAUGACGAUUCAGAUUCUGAUUUUGAUUCCGACUGA
Molecule: messenger RNA, 1368 nt
Organism: Plasmopara halstedii
Lineage: Eukaryota; Oomycota; Peronosporomycetes; Peronosporales; Peronosporaceae
Product: Predicted coiled-coil protein
Exons: 4
Coding region: 1-1368 (455 amino acids)
Biological process (GO): actin filament polymerization; exocytosis
Cellular component (GO): WASH complex
Source: RefSeq, a predicted model, not a curated record